GUCGUAAUUAAAAUCAGCUGGCAGGUGUUUCUCGUGCUGUUGAAGUGUUUUGGCGCCGGCGGGAUGCACAAAGGCCUGAAGAAGUACUUUGUCAACAUGGACGACUACCUGGCCAGCCUGGGCCUCUAUCGCAAGAUGGUGGCGAGGGACGCGUCCAGCCUCUUCCGAGCCGUGUCAGAGCAGCUAUAUUACUCGCAGAACUACCAUCACAUGAUCCGCCAGGACUGUGCUAACUUUAUGAGAGCUAACACCAGCGUCUUUGAGCCGUUCGUCGAAGGCUCGUUUGAGAAAUACCUGGAACGUUUAGAGGACCCCAAGGAGACUGUGGGUCAGGUGGAGAUCAAGGCCCUCUCUCAGCUCUACAGACGCUGCUUCCUGAUCUAUCGUUAUCCUGGGAAACCCGCCACGGUCAUUUCGGAAGACGACUUUGUAGACAAGCUGAUGCUGUGCUGCUCCAUCAAUGGCCACUAUGACAUCAUCUACGCCAGGACUUACCCCGCCUCCGCCGCCCUCUGCCAGGCUGUUUUGUAUGAGCUACUCUACACCAAAGUGUUUGGUUGCGAGGAGGCGGAGCUCUGUCAGGCCAUGGAGGUCUUCAAGGUCGGCGGUCGCCGUUAUAGAAACAGUCCCUCCAUGUGCAGCGACAUCGAUAUCGGAUACGACAUUCCUGAAGACCGAGGCUACAGGGAGGAGGCGGAGUCAAGUGGCGCCGCAGAGGAGAAGCAGCGAGCUUUGACAGAAAGCGGCAAGCCGCCAUCGGAAGCCCCGCCCCCCUGUAGACUGUCUCUGCCUUACAAAGUAAUGAAGUCGCUCGAUGGCGACGUUUACAGAAAUGUGGAGUUUGACGUCUGGCAGGACACGUGCAAAGAGAUGCAGAAGACGGACUACAUGGUGUUCGCGGGCAGGCAGUACUUCCUGGGAGACAAGUGUCAGGUGCGUCUGGAGCCGAAGGGAAAGUACUUCAACGCUUUUAUCCAGGAAGUCGGAACACACUCGACCGCUGUCACAGUCUUCAUCGAAGAGCUGGGAGAAAAACACCUGGUUCCUCUGACCGACCUCAAACCAGUCAACCCAGUUCCUGCCUGGAACGUCGCCACACCGUCUCGGAAAGGAGACCUCGAUUCCGACGUUCGCGGUCAACGGCAUCAACGCCAUCGCUACUUCAGGAAGUCUCGCGGCAGCAAUGGUAUAAAAGGGGCGGAGCUUUUGAUACCGCCUCCAGCAUACGGAGGCCCGGCUCCAUCGUCGCUACCCCCCCGCUUCCAGCCGGCGGGUCACCCUCGUCCUCCACCACCUCCUGCUGGAGCCAUACCCUAUGACCCCUAUGGUCCCCCGCACCACCACCACCACCACCACCCCCCUGCCGCACGCCCGCCACGUUAUGGUGCAUCCAGAAGCUCCACCCGUUUCCUGAACCGACACCUAAUUGGUCCCCAACUGACAUACUACCCCCCCACCGGGAGGCGUUACUAUGACUACGAGAGCUACGCCUUCAGGUCUCGUCGUAGUCGGCGGCAGAUGGCGGUGGCGCUUAACAAAGAGUGUCAGUUUGCCUUCUCCGACGCCGCAGAAGAAUCAGCUGACCUGGAUGGCACCAUCACGUAUUACCAGCUGGACGAGGCGAACGAGGCCGCUUUUCCGCCGCUGACGGCUCCGUCGGUGGGUCAAUCCCCUGCCAUGGGAGCCCCGCCCCCUCCGGUCGGCUCCUCCUUCAGGGUCCAGAGAGGCUCGGGGACACUGCCCCUCGCCCCACCAGCAGGACACGCCAUAGCGUGUUCCUCAGAGGAGGAGCAAGAGGAUGCCAGCACCGUGGAGGACCAGGAUCCCGCCUACCUGACAGCCAGCGUCUAUGCCCCCGCUGAGCCUGCCACUAGCCAGGACCAGCAGGAAGUGGGGGUGGCGAACUCUCCCCCGAGAGCUGACAUGAGCUACAGCUACACGCAGCAGGUGGUGAAACCAUUAGGAGUCAUCUCUUCUUCACCUUCAUCCUCCUCUUCCUCAUCCCCCUCUUCGCCUUCAUCACGUGCACCAGCUGCCAGUCACCUGCCUGUGGCGCCGCACGCUCCACCUCGCUCAGUUGCCAUAGCGAUCCCAGCUGCCUCCCCCUGGUUGGUUAACGAGUUGGGGGAGACAUUGUGCACGGUGGUGACUCCGCCUCCUUACUCCUAUGACCCCAAUGGCAACGACUUACCCAGAGACUACAGAGUACUCCAGUACUACUUCAACCUCGGAGUGCAGUGGUACCAUCAGAGCUGCUGGCAGCAACAGCAGGCGUACACCCCCUCGUCCCCGGACGCCACCUACCCCUACCAGCACUGCCCACCCUACAUGAGUCAGGAGCCCCCCAUGCAUGCUGCCCCCCACACCUAUCCCGAGGUGGGACGAGGACCGCACCAGCCGUCGCCCGCCUACCCGGAUUCCAACAGGGCCGUUGAUGGACAGCCAGACACACACGGCGGUGGCCCCGCCCCUUCAAUGGAAGGCUCUUCUCUCAAUGGUCUGCCUUCAGGCCCCGUCUCAUCCUCUGCUGUCUUGUACCAGGAUCAAACGGCACUCCUGCAUCUGCCGUACGAGGCUCCACCCCCUGCCACCUACCUGUCUUCCGCCCCACCUCUUCUCCCUCACACCGCCCACAUCACUCACCACACUCCCUACCACCCCUGUCUGCUCCCCUCCGCCCACUGGGGGGCGCUCCAGACAGGCGGCCAUGGCCCACGGGUCUACUGCCCCGCCACUAACCCCGCACAUGUGGUCGUCACGGCGGCGCCGCCCCCCCACCACCCAAGCCCUCAUUACAUCCCCCCAGCCGUCUAACAUACACACUUAUUGGCAUGACUGUGUCACAUUGCUUUGCAAGGUUAACGUGUCAGGGUUGCCAUGGUAGCCUGACGAGGGUGUCUUUUGAGUUUGAGCCAGCCAGAGACUGAGAGGGGCAUGGCCAGUCCCUGUUUAUUGUUAAAGGGAUGUUUUUGUGUUACGUUAACACGGUGUUUGUGUGUUGUUGUUGUUGCAGGGUCAAUAAAGUUUGUCACCAGCAAAAAGUCUCCUUU
Molecule: messenger RNA, 3050 nt
Organism: Doryrhamphus excisus (bluestripe pipefish)
Lineage: Eukaryota; Metazoa; Chordata; Actinopteri; Syngnathiformes; Syngnathidae
Source: RefSeq, a predicted model, not a curated record